UUGAACAGAAUCGUAAAAACACUAAAGGGCUGUAUUCAGAAAAGCGCUCUUUGCGUAAGCAGAGGCAGUUUGGUCAUUCAUCGACCACCACACGGACUGUUUAUUAAAAGAGGCACAUUCGGUGUUUAUUGACGGAAUCUGGGUAGAAUUGGAGGCGCAUCGUGCAGAAGGCUGUCUGCACGUUGUGCAUCACACUGCACAGGUAGAAACGGUGGUGCCAUCUGCCUGCUGUCAAAACACAAAGAAAGAUGGUGAGACUGGAGCUGGACCAGGUGGUGAUGAGGAGAAUGAAGGAGGAUGACAUUGAAACGAUCAAAGCCCUCGUCAAGGAAGGCUGCGAGGGCACAGAGAACCGUCUCAUCCUACACAUCCUCACACGUCCUCUCUGCCUUUUCAUCCUGGCCGUUUUCUCCUCGAUCCUGCGGUGUCUCGUCCACUCGUUUAUCCUAGCACUUGCUAUCCCUGUGUUCCUACUUAUCGUUUUUCUAAAGAUCACUAUGCCACGGUCAACGGGGGUCCUGGGCAGCAGCCGGCCCUACUGGGACUACGUGGGCAGCAGCUACAGAGGCCAACAGGAUGAGACACUACAGAAUCCUUACUGCAGGAUCAGCGGAAAAACACAAGGCACAAAAAAGCAAAGGCGAAGAAUUGGAUCUAAAGACAAAGACAAGGAGAUCUCAUCAGAGAAGAUCACCGCAGAGAGAGAGCAAGCAGCAGGUCAGGUGUGGGUCGCAGACUGCGAGGGGGAGAUAGUGGGCUGCAUCUUCCGUGAAAGCGAGACGCGGCCGGGCGUCAGGAGGAUCUGUAGGCUUGUGACGGGCUGCUGGUAUCGCAGAGAGGGCUUGGGUCGACUGUUAGUCCAGAGUCUUGAGCUGAAGGAGAGGGAGGCCGGCGUACAUAGAGUGUAUGCGCACGUCCCCUACCCAUCUAAAGUGGGGGAAGCCUUCUUUAGAAAAGUUGGCUAUCUGCAACUGGGGGAGGCAGUUGACGAGGAAGAAGACGAAGAGAUAAAGAAAGAGACUCCAGAGAGAGGUUUCAUGGGGUACCCUCUCACUAAGGUGUUCUACAAAGAUUUGUGAUGUUGGUAAAGAUUCUCAUUCAUCCAGGUCAUAGUCAUUCCAAAAAAAGUUAAAAACAAUUCCACCAGACUUUGUUUCCAAGUUUGAAGACAUUUCGCCUCGAAUCCAGGAAGCUUUUUCAAUACAAAAUGUCAGGAAUAGCACUGAGUGAGAGGAUUUAUAGAGUAACUCAACAAAGCCUUGUUUGAGCCUUGUUGAAAACAUGCAAAUUGGAAUGGACGAACGGGUCAACCCCAAUGAAAUGGAGGUUGUUUGGCUUGUUUUGUUAGCCUGUAAUGCACCAUAAUCAUCUAAGUCUCUGAAAGUGGGGUUGUUAAAGUGGGCUUGUUGGCCUGGCUGAAUAGACGAGGUCCUCCGCUCUCCUUUGCAGGUGCUGGGGCUGCGAUGAUAGCGGGAAGGGAUUAACUCACGAUGUAUGUGCAGCUCACGCUGCACUCUAAAAUCCACAUCUGUCUCAGCCCCAGAGAUAGAUGGGACUACUGGGACUUGUUUAUCCGGAUGCCAAAGCAGUAGAAGAGGAAUAUGAAGCUUACUAAGGUGAAACGCGCUGCCUGGGAAGUUUUGCAAUUUUGUGCUGAAAGCCCUAAAAAGAAGAGGC
Molecule: messenger RNA, 1677 nt
Organism: Cyprinodon variegatus (sheepshead minnow)
Lineage: Eukaryota; Metazoa; Chordata; Actinopteri; Cyprinodontiformes; Cyprinodontidae
Gene: nat14
Product: N-acetyltransferase 14 (GCN5-related, putative)
Exons: 4
Coding region: 249-1079 (276 amino acids)
Molecular function (GO): N-acetyltransferase activity
Source: RefSeq, a predicted model, not a curated record